Serpula lacrymans var. lacrymans S7.9 is the source of this 467-nucleotide messenger RNA. RefSeq lists its product as uncharacterized. The transcript has a single exon. Bases 86 to 304 code for a protein of 72 amino acids. The record is from RefSeq and is a predicted model, not a curated record. Lineage: Eukaryota; Fungi; Basidiomycota; Agaricomycetes; Boletales; Serpulaceae.
AACAUGCAAGCCCCCACUUCAGUCAUGUAAAGCUACACACGAUCGACGAUCGGACUUGUAUGGGACGUAAGGUCAAGAGUGCGAUAUGCACCAUAUCCAUUUGUGGUGUGCUUCUCACUUCACUUGGUGUAUUCAAGGACGAACACCCCAAGUUCAUGUCUUCCAUCAAAGUAAUAUUGUUAUAUUUGAGGAACGAGACAAGGUCGGCUCAUCAAGAGGUGGGCCUAAUGUAUACACACCUGAGACCGGGUCUACCGCAACAUUUGCACUAACACUUACUGAUAAUCUCUGGGCUUUCGCUUAAAGAUCAAGGAGUGAGCGCCAGUGAGCCCGGGAGAAGGGAUUGGACUACGAUUCUCAAAACGAAAGGAACGUCGGAUGCUACCAGUAUAUAUCAGCUCCACCAAGCGGGCGUCCAGGACGCCCGGACUCUAGGCUCGUCCCCAACCUGCUCGGCUAGCUCGCAC